CUUAAAAUGAAAGUGCUAGCGGUCCUGCUCCUUGGGGUUAUCGCCUCCGUCUCGGCUUUCGAGAAGCCAGUCUUCUGGAAGGAUGUGCCUGUUGGCAAGGCAUCCAUCGAAGGACGUAUCACCAUGGGAUACCCUGCCUACGAGGGCAAGGUGCCCUACAUCGUAGGACUUGGCUUCAGCAAGAACGGCGGUGGCACUUGGUGCGGUGGUUCCAUCAUCGGUAACACCUGGGUGAUGACCGCUAAGCACUGUACCGAUGGCAUGGAGUCUGUGACCAUCUACUACGGAGCUCUGUGGCGCCUGCAGGCCCAGUACACCCACUGGGUUGGACGCGGCGACUUCAUUGAGCACGGAUCUGGAGAUAUCUCUCUGAUUCGCACUCCCCAUGUGGACUUCUGGUCGCUGGUCAACAAGGUUGAGCUGCCCAGCUACAACGAUCGCUACAACAACUACCAGGGAUGGUGGGCUUUGGUUUCCGGAUGGGGCAAGACCUCCGACGAGGGUGGCGUCUCUGAGUACUUGAACUGCGUUGAUGUCCAGAUCGGUGAGAACUCAGUGUGCGAGAACUACUAUGGCAGCUUCUCUGGUGACCUGAUCUGCAUCCCAACUCCCGAGAACAAGGGAACCUGCAGCGGUGACUCUGGUGGCCCUCUGGUCCUCCACGACGGCAACCGCCAAGUGGGUAUUGUGUCCUUCGGCUCUUCCGCUGGUUGCCUCUCGAACGGUCCCAAGGGAAUGGUUCGCGUCACCAGCUACCUGGACUGGAUCCGCGACAACACUGGCAUUUCCUACUAAAAGGAUUCUUAAAUAAACUUUUGUUAUUGAAAAUUAAAA
This is a messenger RNA of Drosophila eugracilis, 834 nucleotides long. RefSeq names its product serine protease 1. Gene Ontology annotation, biological process: proteolysis. The record is from RefSeq and is a predicted model, not a curated record. NCBI's taxonomy places the organism in Eukaryota, Metazoa, Arthropoda, Insecta, Diptera, Drosophilidae. The coding region runs from base 7 to 795 and encodes 262 amino acids. Gene Ontology annotation, molecular function: serine-type endopeptidase activity. The transcript has a single exon.